CGGGCCGGCUGACUGACAGCUCGCCGCGGAGCCUCGGAAGGACCCGGCUGCUCGCGGGCCGCGCAGUCGCCGCUGCCGCCGACCGCACGGCGCCCGCCCGCUGCCGGGUCCUCUGCCUGCCUGCCUGCCGGCCACCCGCCGCGGUUUCGUUUAGAUUUGCUGUUCUUUGGGCAGCCAGAGAACACAGUCUCCAAAAGGACCUCAGAGGUCUGACCCAGUCUCGCUGUUUCCGACGGGGUGACCCUGCCCAGGGCGGGCCUCGUGGCCAGAUGCCAUAAGGCCACUGCGCUGCUCAGAGGCCUCGGUGGCCCGCAGCUCCGAACCACCUGCACAGUGUGGCCGGCUCCCACCGACGCGCCUGCAAAGCCGCUCUGAGGGCUCCUCCGGCUUCGUCCUCAGCAGCCCACCCACGCCAUGGAGGCCGAGGUCCCCGAGGGCUCGACUGACGCUGGGACCGAGCCGCCCACGGCCCCUCCCCACGAGGCAGCGCCUUCAACACCGCAGGAUGGGGACGGCUCCCUGGGGGACGCUGCCUCGGAGAGCGAGGCCACAGAGUCCGCGGACAGCGAGAACGACAUGGGCGAGUUGCCCUCACACCCGUCCUGGGACCAGGACCGCCGCUCCUCCUCCAACGAGUCCUUCUCCUCCAGCCAGAGCGCCGGGUCCGCCCAGGACGAGGAGACGCUGGCGCUGCGGGAGUUCAUGCGAGGCUACGUGGAGAAGGUCUUCUCAGGAGGGGAAGACUUGGAUCAGGAAGAGAAGGCCAAGUUCGGGGAAUACUGCAGUGGCCAGGACGGGAAAGGCCGCGAGUGGUUUGCGCGAUACGUCAGCGCCCAGCGCUGCAACUCCAAGUGCGUGUCCGAGCCCACCUUCUACCGGCUGGUGCAGUCCUUCGCAGUGGUGCUGUUCGAGUGUCAUCAGAUGGAUGACUUUGGACCUGCCAAGAACCUCAUGACCAUGUGCUUCACGUACUACCACCUGGGCAAGCCACAGCUGCUCCCCUCGGAGCCCAAGGAGAAGCCUGCAGGCAGCAUCGACUCCUACCUGAAGUCUGCCAACAGCUGGCUGGCGGAGAAGAAGGACAUUGCCGAGCGGCUGCUGAAGAACACGGAGAACGUGAAGGGCUUCUUUGGUGGGCUGGAGACCAAGCUGAAGGGACCCCUGGUCAGGAGGACUGAGGAAGAUGAGAACAAACCCAAGGACAAGCAGCCCAAGACUGUGACUGUGUUCAGCCCGGAGGAUGAGCAGAAGGAGGAGAAGAUCUACCUGUACACGCACCUGAAGCAGCAGCCCAUCUGGCACACACUGAGAUUCUGGAAUGCAGCCUUUUUUGACGCCGUCCACUGUGAGAGGAGAAAGCGCUCUCCCACCACCAGAGGGGAUGCUGGACAGCAGGAGAAGAGGGAGAAGUGGUGCCACAUGACCCAGGAGGAGCGGGACGACAGUCUCCGGUUCAACGAGAACAUCACCUUUGGGCAGCUGGGCACCUUCACUCACAACAUGCUGGCCUUCGGGCUGAACAAGAAGCUGUGCGGCGAGUUUCUGAAGAAGCAGGCCGUGAUCGGCAACCUGGACGAGGAGCAAUACAAGCUGCUCAGUGACCACAUUGAGCAGAUGGCCACUGAAUAGGAGACAGAGGGCCUGUGCUACUCUGCUGGCCAGCGACUAUCUGUCCCCACCACUGACCCUGCAUGACACCAGCGGCUCCCAGGACCGCGCCGCGCCGCCCUAGAACAGGGGAGAAGCAUCCGGCUGCCUCCUCCCUCCUUCCUGCUGCCUGUGUCUGCCCCCAUCCUUGUGCAAAAGGCUCCCUUGGGUCACGUGGCCAAAACCAGGGACCGUCUGUACCCCUAAGUGCUAGGCUGCGAGAGGAGACGGAGAGGGAGGAGCAGGAGGAGCCGCCUGCAGGGAGGUGCCCGCAGCAUCCCGUGCGCCCCACUGACGGCCAGAGGGGAGAGGGUGGGCUCGGAGGUGGACGUGCUUGGUGGGCACCCGCGGGGCUGCAAGUGAAGGACGGGCGCCACGCUAUGGGACAGCUCCUGGAAGGCGCUGGGGUGGGGACGGCGGGCCUCCCCAUGAGGCAGAGUCUGCUCACUCCUCUGUCUCCCUCCGUAUCACGGGAACAGGAGUCAUAGGAACCGAGAGGACAGACACGUCCUAGGGAGGGAGAGAGGACUGGGUAGGGGACACCCCUGCCAUCCCAGGUCACCAAGGGGUCUGCAGCCUCCCAAACGCAGGGCAGCUGAGGACAUUCCCCAAUGCCUGGGAGCUGCACUGUGGUCUGUCCCAUGUGAGGAGCGAGGGCAGAGAAGCUUCACCAGCAGCUGCAAGGCCAGAGCGCCUUCCUGGAGGGACGGCGCUGCCCUUGUGUCCUUGAAGGCAGGACAGCACCCUCAGCACAGCAGGAACAGGCAGCCACAGCGAGACUCAGGCAGCGAGCAGUGUGAAUUCUCAGCUCCGAGCUCCGAACGCCCCCCCAACAGCCUCCUCCAGGCGCCGCCUACCCUCCGCAGCCCGGGCCUCCGCUCUCCCACUGCCUUCAGCCAGGGCCAGGGAGCCCGGGCUUCCUCUGAGCAUUCAGGCCUGGCCACCUGUGGGGACUGAGGUGCACGCCCCGCACCUGGCAUGCUGGCCCAGAGCCUGCUGUUUCCUGUGUGGGCAGAGCAGGAAGCAGGUUCCCUCUGCCUCUGGCCAUUGCUGCUCUGGCUAUGGACCUUGAAAUCAGCCAUGGGGUCUUCCUUUAACUCUGAGCCCCUCUUCCCUCAUCAGCCCUCAGAGUACAGACUGGGCCACGGGCACAACAGACCCCACCCGAUGGUCACCCAGCCAGUGCCCAGAAGCCUCCCUGCAGGAGCACAUGCCUGAAUGUUCCAGAGUGGAUCAUGAAGGCUUGAGCUGACAUCGAGUGUGUCCUGACGUCAGGUGACAAUGGCAGACAGCAUGGUGUGCGUCCCCGUGUGCUUUUGGCCAGGAGGUGGGAAAGCUGGGUGUGCGGACUCCAGGGGGAGACUUCGGCCAGACUGCCAGGGGCUGGACAGAUCAUGCAGGCUGGUCCCAGUGACCAUGCGUGUCUCUGUUGGCUCUGGAAAAUGUCAAAUUAGAAAGUAUGCCCCUCCUGGCUCCAGCGUCAGCCUCCUGUGACACGCCCUCCUGACGGCCCUCAGUCACCUGCUGUUGCCUGCCAUCGCCAAGCUGCCCUGGAGCGGCCGUAGGCCCACAGGGUGACCAGGAGGCCUCUCCGGCUCUAUCCCACAUUCUCACCUGAGUCAGUUGAAACGCAUUGACUUCGCGGCGUCUGCGACGCCCACCUGUGUGCAGCUGUGGCCCCUCCUGGCUUUCCAGACCCCUGGCUUCAGAAGCACCCGCACUGUCCCCACGGCAGCCUGAGGAGGGAAAAGUGGGUGGGGCCUCUUCCCUCGCUCCUUGCUCACAGACCUGGCUCGAGCCAGGGCGAGUCUGACCCGAACAGCGUCACCUGCUGGGUUCAGCCCAGACAGCACCACCAGGGACAGAGCUGGCCUCCGGGGACGUGGUGGCCCUCCAGGGUGCCACACGAGAGAAGCAGAGUCCCUUGGGGUCUCCUUGCGUCCCCUGCUGACAGCUGGCUUUGGUGGGCAGUUCACUUUCAGGUGCCCUGGCCAGUGUCUCCAGGAAGCAGUUUGGUGUGACCAGAGGGCCCCCACCUGCCCCCUGAGGGCCCCUCUCUUCCCGAGUCUCCUCCCCAGGGCCUGGCCAAGCAGACCUGAGCUGGGCCCUGGCUGGGCACCUGGGAUGACUUGCGUGUGACUCUGGCGUCCCUGCUGUGCCCCCAGAUGCUGCAGACGAGUGCAGGGGGGCCUCCCGCUUCCCAAGAGGAGCUUCCAGUCCUGGGAGGCCGUGUGCCCGCAGCCGGGAGCCUGGAGGGCCUGUCAUUAGCCACAGCACUCAGACUUUCAGCCGUCUGACCGUCAGGGCCGCGUGGCUCCUAGGGAACCAAAACUGUGCUCUCUCGCAGAUGAAGCCCCUGCCUUGGAAGCAGGGCGGUGGGGCGAUGGCCGCAAGUCCCCUGUGUUGGCAGUGCCUGGUGUUUGGGAGGCUGGACCGAGUUCUGAUGGCUGGGGUUGUCUGUCAGGUUGGGGCGGCAGGCCAGUGCGCUCCUGUGCCAGCAGAAGAGGCGAGGCGCUCAGAGUCACGGGGACCAGGGACCCAGGUGACCAGGGCGGUGCACCAGCACCGGAUGUUCACCUCAGUCCACAGCAUGCAGGGGCUAGAACCAGGCCACCGCUCGGACCCGAGGCCAGUCCAGAGCCAGUCUCGUCUGCCUGCUCUCUUCCCUGCCCUGAGAGGAAGCAGGGCUGAUUCUGCAGCUGCCUGGAUGGCAGAGCGACUCACAGGGUGGGGGGCUGCAGCUGUGGGGUCUGCUCCGUGGCUGGCCCUGUGCGUCCCCCACCACUGAGAACCUGCGGUUCCAGGUUCCUGUGGGCGGAACCAGGCCUCAUCCUGUAAAGGGGAGUAAAAGGCUCCAGCCAAACAGGGGCCCUGAGCUGCCUACCCCACCUCCUCGGCCACACUGACCAGUUGGCUCUCUAGUUAAGGAGGAUCCAGGUGGGCCGGGUGGUUUGGUCAGCUUUACACCAGUUACCUGUGGGGCAGCCGGGAGUCCAGGGCCUUGCCACAAACAGUGGGGGGCUGGGCACGUCAAAGUCAGAGACCCCCUUGCAGAAGGGAGAAGGCGGGGGGCCAGCCUGGCCUCCGGAGUCUCUGCAGCCCCGACUCACUCCUCACCCACUCGACCAUCCCCCGCGAGUCCAGGGAUCCUCCCCAGGGCACAGUCCUCAGAACCCGUUCUCCUUGAAGAGCUUUUGGUCCCGGAAGCCACAGUGGCUGGACGUGGUGGGCAGUGCCUAGGUGUCCGGCAGUCUGUCCUGUCUGUCCUCACCACCGCGGGCCUGAACAGAGGGCGUUGGCUGGUCAGGGAGCAGAUGGAUGGUCACCCAGGACGGUGCGCGCGGUGGGCACGCUCCUGCAGGACGGCGCGCACAGUGGGCACACUCCCCCUAGAGCCGUUCACACCGCAGGCUUGGGAGUGGGCUUCGUUCUGCGCUCUGGCUCCCCUUGUGUCUCCAGACCUGUGUGUCACAGACCCCCUAGGGAAGAUGAAUCUCAGGACCUCAGGGGGGGUCAGCCUGCCCACUGCUGGUGACCAGGCCUGUCCUAUGCUGGCCUCCAUUCAGCUCGCGCAGCGUCCCUUGGCACUCCUCUAGAUGCACGUCUGCUCCCCCUCGCUCCUAGGUAAUGUGCUCCAGAGGAAGAGACGGGGGUCUCAGUGGUGGGGAAGGAAGGCUGGCCUGGACGGGGCUCUGGCAGUGUGGGCACCCCAGCCCUCCCCUGCAGGGGACAGUGCAGCUCAGGGCACUCCUGGGGCAGAGUCCAGCACACUUGCUGGGGACUGUUCCUUCAGCGUCAGUGAGGGACCUGAGAAGGCUGCGUCAAACACUCCACCACUAGGAAGCCACUUGGACAGUGUGUGUCCCCUUAGAGCUGCGGGUGUCAGGACACAGCUCCCCACGGCCCUGCUGCACCCUAUGCUGCUGCUGGAACCUACAUGGUGGCCAUCCUGCACCCUCUGUCCCUUCCCCAGUCUGUCCUGGACCCACACUUGCCAUCCUCGCCUCCAAACAUGGCCUUUCUGGUGGCCCCAGUGAUGCCAGUGAUUUAUGUGUUACAGUUAAGCAACCUUGUGUCCCUGUAGGUGACGUCCUCAAAGUAUAUUUUAAGCUUGAGAAAAUUUCAGGGUCGAAGAUCUCAAAGCAGUGCUAAGAUGGAAACUGUUUCCUGUGAAGAAAAAAAAUCUAUAUGUAUAUAUUGCACCUUGGAUUGUCAGAGGUGGAAACUGAAAUAAAUUAUCUUUUUAGAAAAGGUC
Messenger RNA from Sciurus carolinensis (gray squirrel), 5902 nucleotides. Its product is annotated as KIAA0513 ortholog. The record is from RefSeq and is a predicted model, not a curated record. NCBI's taxonomy places the organism in Eukaryota, Metazoa, Chordata, Mammalia, Rodentia, Sciuridae. The transcript has 14 exons. Bases 415 to 1629 code for a protein of 404 amino acids.